Messenger RNA from Aplysia californica (California sea hare), 19141 nucleotides. Its product is annotated as neural-cadherin. The record is from RefSeq and is a predicted model, not a curated record. Gene Ontology annotation, biological process: multicellular organism development; cell-cell junction assembly; homophilic cell-cell adhesion. The transcript has 46 exons. Gene Ontology annotation, molecular function: calcium ion binding; cadherin binding. Gene Ontology annotation, cellular component: catenin complex; adherens junction; plasma membrane. NCBI's taxonomy places the organism in Eukaryota, Metazoa, Mollusca, Gastropoda, Aplysiida, Aplysiidae. The coding region runs from base 522 to 8843 and encodes 2773 amino acids.
CCGGUGCGAGGUCAUGCAGGUAAAGUUUGGGUAGACCUGCUAGGGUAAACAGUGAGAAUGUUGGCUGCAGUGCACCGGUCAGAGUGUGUACUUUGUCUUAUCAUCUUGCACACAUUGGAUAGGGAUGACCUACUUUCAGUUUCUGUAUCGGCAUAGCAUCUGGACCCGCUAGAUUAUCGAUUGACGGAAGCAAGCCGCCCGUGCUCGCCGUCUCGGCAGCGGAUCGAAGAAAUUCCCACGGAUUUUUACUCUUUUCGGCACACGGAAGUGAAUGCUGUGGCAGCUUGGGGGUCUGUGGUCUGGAGCUCGAACGAAGAACCACCAUCGGAAUGGAGUAGUUUCAACAGAGUGCCUGGAUACUGCAAUGUGCAAUUCUCAUCAUAAUGUUACUUGGAUUACAAAGCUUUCUCUCUGGAUUGUAGUGAAGAGAUAGUGGAGUACUGGGGCAUAUUUUCUACCCCACUCGCGUUUCUGCAUCUCGUAUCUGUGCACUGUGGCUGUGGAGAUCAAAGGGAACCAAAAUGGCGUUCGCUCGUCGGAUAAUAAUGGAUCUUGUUUUGAUUGUCCUGUGUCUGUCUGUUGUCAGUGCACAAUGGCAGUAUUCGCUUCCUGAAGAAUCUCAGUAUGAUUUAUCCGAAAAAGCCUUUGUCCAAAAAUAUCGUCGUCAAGCAGAGACGACAGCGUAUGAUGAAAUAAUUACACAGCCUUCCCCAAUCCCCGAAGAUGCAGGCAGCGACACUGUCUUGUUUGAUUUCAACACAGUAACCAUCAGCAGUGAGGCAGCAUCCACCUUUACUUUCCAAGUUAUAGAGACAACGGACAGCGUUCCUCAGUAUGAGGGCCUGUUUGUUAUUGAGAAGAGACAGGUCCGUUUUGGACAUGCACUCUCAGACACAGAGAGACGGAAUUACUUUGAUUAUGAGCAGUAUCCCACAGUUGUCAUCAUUAUUGUAGCAACACAGGAGCUUGGAUUUCAUGAGAAAAAGUGGAUCAAGCUCUCCAUUCCCCUGGUGGAUGUCAACGAUGAGUCUCCAGUCCUCAAGAACAAGCCAUACCCAUACCAGGCAGCCAUCCCUCUUGAACCGGAGCCAGGCCACACAGUUUACGAACUGCUGGCAGAAGAUCCCGACACAAAUUCGGAACUGGAGUACCGUAUUGCUGAUGAAGCAGAUCCUGAUGUGAAGGCCUUCUUCAGGAUGGAGCAGGUGGUGGAGAAGGAUGGGACACCUGACAAGAUCGUCGAAGGACACAUCAAAGUGUCUCUGAGAACAGCUUUCACCGAAGGCAGAGAAUUUAACAUUCCAGUGACAAUCCGUGACAAGCAAGCGGUUGGUCAGGUCACCACAGCCACCAUCAAUGUUCUAGUUGGACCCAGACCACCUCAGUUCUUUCAAGAAAAAUAUGAGGGAUGGAUUUUUGAGACUGAGAGCACCAACAACCAAGUGUACACCAUGCCCGACCUAAACGGUGAAUUGAUCAUCCAAGUCCGCCAGUUCCAGGAUGGUUAUCCGAUGACAUUCCGAGUUCUAGAUGAAAACAACAGAGAAUCUACACAGUUCCGUAUUGAUGGAAACGGCCGCAUUUACAAUAAAGCUGCUUUGGACUUCGAUGUGCCGAGAACUCUCCGUCCCCCAAAGUCACGGCUGAUCAUAAAAGUUACAGAAACAUCAGAUUUUAAAAAUCUGGAAAAUACAGUUCCUUUGGAGAUCACCAUCAAGGAUGAAAACGACAAUGCCCCAAGAUUCCACUUGACUCAGUACAUGGAGACGGUGCGGGAAGACCUCAAUGUGGGAGAUACCGUCAUGAGAAUUUUUGCUGAUGAUCAUGACUCAGAUGACAAUGCUUUUGUCACGUAUGAAGUGGACAGCCCUUACUUUGACAUAAAGAAAGUCGGUAAUGAGGGAGUGAUCACCGUCAAGCAACGAUUAGACUUCGAUGCAGAGCCAGGCCCGAGGUAUCGCUUUGUGGUGUAUGCCAAAGACAACGGGGUGCCAGCACUGUCUAGCUCGGUGGAUGUGGCCAUCACCACAGAGAAUGUCAACGAUGAGGUGCCCACCAUCAUCUCGCCCGGCGUUCUGGUGCUGAGAGACGAGGUCAGAGGGGGAGGCUUCACUCUCACGAGACUGCGUGCCAGAGACGCCGAUGGAGACAAUGUUCGCUUCUACUUCAGUCCUCGCUCGGAGAGGUAUGAGAUCUUCAGCAUCAAGCCGUCAUCCGGAAUCAUCCAGGUAGUGGCUCCUGUCCCCGAGGACCGCGACUCCUACAUCCUGAAUAUCACGGCAGAAGACGAUGGCUCGUGCUGCGGCAGCAUCAAGACACUGCAGAGCGAGGCCUCCGUCACUGUGGAGAUCGUCGACUCGGUCAACCAGAAGCCUGUGUUCACAAACUGCCUCAACUACUCCAAUGUCGCGGGAUUUGAUGAAGAUAUUGAACCUGGGGAGCCUGUCAUUCAAGUGAGUGCGUCUGACCCGGACCGAGGCUUGAACGGCAUCGUGACCUAUUCCAUUGAGUCUCCCUCUCCUUCCCUGAGUGACGCGCCGUUCCAGAUUGACCCAGAGAGUGGGAAGAUCACCAUCAAGACAAAAGUCAACAGAGAGGCCUACAGGAAAGAUUUUAUACAGGUGACGGUGAAAGGUUCUGAUGGAGCCCAGAAUCCUCAAGAGGGAUGGUGCACAUUCCGAGUCAGCAUCAGGGAUAUAAACGACAAUGACCCGGUCUUCAAUUCCCUGAGCUACAGCGAAAAGAUCUCUUCCAAUGCCCAGAAGGGCAGGAUCAUUCUCCGUGUUGGUGCGACAGAUGCAGACAUCGGUGACAACGCCAGAAUCUCGUACUCUCUGAUAAAGAAUGGCAAUGGCGUGUUUGGUAUCUACGAAGAGAACGGUCUGAUUUUCCUGAAAAAAGCUCCAUCUGUCACUCAUUACGAACUGCUGGUCAGAGCUCAGGACCAUGGAGUGGAACCCAGAAAUGCAACGGCCAGUGUGACCAUCGAUGUCGCCUCUGAGACCAGUGAGCCACCCACAUUCGACGACGAUGUGAUGUCUCCGGGUUACCAUUACCGAGUGGCCGAAACGGUCAACCCAAACUCUCAGGAUGCCAUCAUCACCACACUGACCUGCAGGUCCAACAUGGACAAUCCCAGGGUCCAGUACUUUUUGGUGGACUCCCGCGACAUUGUGCAGUCACAGCAAGCUGGCAACUUUGCCAUCCGAGAGUACCAGGAGGGGGGCCGCUACAAGGUGGACGUGAUGGUGGCCGCACAGCUCGACUACGAGAAAGCCAAUCAGCACACCAUCCAGCUGCGCUGUCAGAACUUUGGCGGCCUGACCAUGUAUGAGCAGAUCACGGUGACGGUAGACGUGGAGGAUCGCAACAACAAGGUGCCCUACUUUGAGGGCAUGGACAGCAAUGGCCGCUAUGCUGGGAGUGUGUUCGAGAACACCAACGCCGGUGCUCUGGUCAUUGAAGUGCAAGGUUAUGAUGAUGAUGUUACUCCCAGCUACAAUCAGUUGGUGUUCCGGCUUUCGGAACAGAGCUAUGACGGUGUUUUGAAUGACUUUGAGAUCCGCAACUUACCUGGCAACAAGGCUGGCAUCCACACCAAGCGACCAUUCGACAGAGAGGAACAGCCUCGUUUCUUCCUCACCGUUAUUGCUGAUGACCAGAGUCCUUCUGACAGGAUCAAUCACAAACCUCCAGGCAGUUCUAAUACAGCAUCGGUUAUUGUGCAGGUGACCAUCACAGACAAGAACGACAACCCUAUGGAGUUCCGUCAGUCGCUGUACACUCACACGGUAAAGGAGACAGCUAGCAUUGGGCAUGUCAUCUUUUCGGUCACUGCAGACGACAAGGAUGAAGUGGACAAAGGUCAGCUGAAGUACAGUUUCACCAGCCCGGACGACAUCCCCUUUGACAUCCGGGACCAGACGGGAGAAAUUGUCGUUACAGGCAAGCUGGAUUAUGAUGAGGGUGUCAAGUCUUACUUACUGACCCUGGAAUCGCGAGAUGCGGAGAACUUUUAUUCAGCCACCACCCAAGUGAAGAUUGACAUUCUGGACGAGAACGACAACCCGCCUGUGUUUGAGCGGCCGGAGUACAUCAUUGACGAUAAAGUGGUGGAAGAGGACCAGAGCAUUAGCAAAGAGAGUCCUAUGCCGCUGAUACAGGUGAAAGCGACGGACAAGGACGUGGCCCGUACCACCAACAUGCGCUACCGCCUCCUCGGGGAGGGAACUGAGGCCGGGGACAUGCAGCUGUUCACCAUUGACCAGCGCACAGGUCAGAUAUACCUGGUGGGCAUCCUCGAUCGCGACACCAAGUCGGAGUACAUCUUCACGGUGGAGGCCACGGACGAAGACCAGGAGCCACAGAAGGGCUACACCAACAUCAAGGUCAAGCCGCUGGACAUAAACGACAACAAGCCAAAGUUUGACCAGAACCGCCUCACGGGAGAGGUCUUUGAAAACACGGAGCCAGGUUGUCCAAACCUCGACAACUGUCCGCCCAUAGCCGUUGUCAUGACGACAGAUGCGGACUACGGAGAAAAUUCCACCAUCGACUACGAGAUUGUUAGCAGUCCAGCUGAAAGGACAGGAGGUCGCUACUUCGACAUAGAUGCCCAGGGACGCAUUUUCUCUCAGGUGGAGGCGAAGUUUCUGGAUAGAGAGACAAGGCCAAAGUUUGAGGUUGUGGUGAGAGCUAAGGACAGAGGUCCCGAGCCGCAGACAGCCACAGCGACGGUGAUCAUCACGCUGAAGGACCGCAACGACAACCCACCAAAGUUCACACAGAGGGAGUAUCAAGUGUCCAUGUCUGAGCACCAGGAGGAAGGUAUCGUGACUGAAGUGCAUGCCACAGACCUUGACAUUGGGGUGAACGCAGAGCUACAGUUCUCCAUGUCAGAGCAGGCUGCCCUCGUGGGUUAUUUCAAAGUGGACACUAUAGACAACCACGGCGCCAUAUCCGUCUAUCAGCCUGUGGACUUUGAGAAACUGAUGGACCCAGUGUUCCGGCUGGAGAUCAUUGUGCAGGACAAGAACCCGCUCCACCGCGACACGGCCACCGUGGUCAUCACUGUGGAGGACUUCAACGAUGAGGCGCCCAAGUUCAAGGAUGAAUACAUGGAAGUGGAAAUUGAGGAGAACAGAGAACCUGGAAAAGUGAUAGCCACAUUUGAAGCCACGGACGCUGACUCUGGAAUAAACGCCAUGUUUAGCUUCCUGAUAGACCGCGACUCUGACCGGCGCCGUGAGUUUGUGAUCCACCCAGACACAGGCGUUGUGCAGACACGCAAGAAGCUUGACCGAGAGGUGCAGGCCAGUAUGUUUGUGGUCAUCAAGGCUGUGGACAAAGGUGACCCACGCCAAACAGGGACCGCUACUCUUGAAGUGACUGUCACGGAUACGAAUGACAACUUCCCUGUGUUCAAGGAGGAUUACCGACCGGUUGUUAUGGAAAACAUGAAGAAAGGGGACGAAGUUACGGUACUGGAGGUGUUUGCUGUGGACCAUGACACCUUGAUCUAUGGACCGCCCUUUGGCUUCGCUCUGCCAGACAACUGCUCCGCGCUCGCCUGCAGCCACUUUGACCUCACACCCAAUGAUGAUGGCGACGAGCGUAGAGGGACGGCCAUUAUCACCACGCGGUCUGUGUUUGACCGCGAGGAGCACAAGUACUACGAGCUGCCGAUCGUCAUGUGGGACAUGAGGGACAAGAACAGCGACAAGGCCCGCACGGGGACCAACACGCUCACCAUCGUCAUAGGCGACCAGAACGACAACCCUCACUUCCCUGGCCACCAGAACGUAUUUGUUUACAACUAUAAAGGAAUGUUUGGGCCACUCCAGAUAGGUAGAGUUUAUGCUGAAGAUCUGGAUGACUGGGACUUGCCAGACAAAACCUUUACAUUCCUCUCUCCACCCAGCAUGAAGAACUUUUUCAGCGUGGACGAGGACACGGGGGACAUCACCAUGAAGCGCGGCGUGCGUGCCAACUUUGGGGAGGAGCCGUACCAGUUCAAGGUCAGCGUCCACGACAAGAAGACGGUGGUCAGCACGGUGGCCGUCACGGUCAAGGACCUGUCUGAUGAGGCUGUGCAGAACUCGGGGGCUGUCCGACUGGCAGGUGUUACUGCCGAGGAGUUUAUCCUGGAGCCCAAGGACAAACGGACAGGGCGCCGCACGGACAGUCUGUACACCCAGUUCCGGAUGUUGAUGAUGCAGAAGCUGGGCUACGACAGCAUCGACCACGUGGAGAUCAUCACGCUCCUCAACGGGCCGGACUACCUGGAGGUUCGCUACGCCGCCCAUGGCUCUCCGUACUUGUCCUCGGCACAGCUGGACAACAUCAUCAUCAUGAACAAACAGGAGUUUGAGGACCUGGGUGUGUCGGUGCUGACCGUGCCCAUCGACAACUGCCAGGAGGAAGUGUUUGAGGGCGGAUGCUACAACAAGCUGGUGGUGACGGGCCAGCCGGUCCUGGUCAACGCAAACGGCACCAGCUACGUGGGCGUGGAGGCUUACACUGUGGCCGCUGAGGGCUGCAAGUCGGACGAGUUCCCGGAGAAGAACAACUGCGACGGAGGCUACUGCUUCAACGGGGGGACAUGUGUCAAGGAUAACUGGGGCACCCUCUCAUGUGUGUGCAUGGAUGAAUUUGACGGGCCGCGUUGUCAGCAGAGGAGUCACCACUUCGACGGGAAUAGUGUCGCAUUUUACCGCACCUUGGAGCAGUGCGAGGACUCUCAGACCAGCCUGGACUUCAUGACUGCCCAGGACGACGGAGUCAUCUUGUACAACGGGCCCCUGGUCAACAUUGACCCUCUUGAGAGCCCCCAGGAUUUCAUCUUCCUGUUCCUGCGCGGCGGUUUCCCCGUUCUCCUGCUGGACCACGGCACUGGGGUGAUGGAGCUGACUCUGGACGGCACUGACAAACACGGCAGUCAGCUCAUGAAGAAACUCAGUGACGGCCGCUGGCACCACAUCGACAUCAACAGGAAAGGAAAGAUGGUGGAGCUGGUGGUGGAUCGGUGCAGCACGGCGGAGUCGCAGCGUCAACACGUGCAGGAUGAUAAGGCGUGUCGUGUGCGCGCGGAAACACCGGGGGAGAACACGUUUCUCAAUGUGGACACGCACCUUCACCUGGGUGGCGUGCAGGCUGCCAAGCCUCUCAAUCACCUGUCAGGACACCCCAUCGUGGGCUUCAACGGCUGCAUCAAGAACUUAGUCCACAACAAAAGGCUGUACGACCUGCACUACAAGCCUGUGUCUGGCAUCAAUACUGGGAACAACGGCUGCCCACCGGAGGCUGAGUUCUGCGGGCGGGGGAGCUCCAAGCCGGAGUGUGGCUUCAACGGCAUCUGUGAGUCCUCGCUCAGCGGGCUGGUCACCUGCCAGUGUCUGCCUGGAUGGUUCGGCAAGUCCUGUGACAAACCGGCCACAGUGCGAGACUUUGGCAAGAAAAGUUACUACCUGUGGAUGAUGAAGGAAGAGCUCUUUUCCUCCCAGCGACUCAGUCGCAACCGAGAGAUCAGCGCACAGCUCAUGUUCCGGACGAGGGAGACCAAUGGCAUCUUGUUGGAUAUGUACGAUUCUUCGUCAUCAGAGUCUGCUCGGCACAUUCAGCUCAAGCUUCAUAAUGGCAAAGUCAGGUUACAGUUCAACUUGGGUGACGGCGACAAAACUUUGGAUCUGGAGAAUGCCCAGGCCAACAAUGGUCGGUGGCACCGUCUGCGAAUGGACCGCUACGGCACUGAAUUCCAUCUGCGGCUGGAUGGCGGAGAGGGGCGUAACUACGCCUAUCGGUUGGGCUCUGAAGGAGGGACAGAGCUGGAGGUGUUCAAAGUGAGCCGCAUGGUGUUCUCGGGAGCGGUCAAGCAAGGCCUGGGGCUCUCCUCGGUGCUCCGGGAGGACCUCAUCAGCACUUGUAUCCAGGAUGUCCGUAUCAACGACGGCUACUUCGCCAUGACGGACGCCGAGGGCAACGACCCCGAUACAAUGGCGCGGGUGGAGGAGAACCGCAACACACGGGAAGGAUGCGUGCGCGAGGACUGUCUGCGCCACAACUGUAAGGUCAACACGAUCUGUGUGCCGCUCUGGGAGUUCCACGAGUGCCGCUGCCUCCCGGGUUCUCGUAAGGUGGGCAACGACUGUUUCUCCAGCUGCAUCCCCAACCCGUGCUUCAACAACGUGACCUGCAGCAUCGUCAACAGCGACAUCAAGUGUCAGUGUCCGCCAGGCUGGCGCGGUCAGUUCUGUGACGAGCUGGGCCCGGAGGAGGUCAAGAGCGGGGACCUGUCGGAUGGGGCUCUGGUCAUCAUCUUGGUGUCGCUAAUUGUGGUUAUAUUGCUGGCCCUUAUCGUGUUCCUGCUGUGGAGGUUCUGCCCGCACCGCGACGAGGGGGAGAAAUACAUCCUGGAGGUGGACGCGGAGGAUGACAUCAGGGAGAAUGUGAUGAACUAUGACGAGGAAGGAGCUGGAGAAGAAGACCAGGAUGCCUAUGACCUGUUCAGACUGCAGCGCGCUAACUUUGAGACGCCGGGUCGACCAUACGACAUGGAGCGACGGAUGGACAUGAAACAAUCGAAUGCAGGCCCAGACAAACCGGAUGUAGGUAACUUCAUCGACGGUCGCAUGAAGGACGCAGACAACGACGAUGGGGCCCCGCCGCACGACGCCGUUAGAGAGUUCAACUUUGAGGGCGGGGACAGCGAGGCGGGCAGCCUGAGCAGCCUGAGCACCAGCAGCAGCGAGCGCGCUCACGAGUACGACUACCUCAACGACUGGGGGCCCAAGUUCUCCAAACUCGCCGACAUGUACGGGGCGGGCCAGGACUUAGAGGAUUGGUGAUUCCUGCCUAGAUUAGAGAGACAAGACUUUUUGUAGGAAGCUAAGCAAUCGGUGAUUCAUCCCUGAGUUAUACAUGACUCAUUUGUGAGAAUCCGUGCAACUGACGAUUCAUCUUUUUGAAUGGAAACAUGGGUUAUCAGGAAAAUUAACGCCAUUCGUGAUUCGUCGGUGAGGUAAAAGUUGACUUAUCAUUAUGAGAAGCUAUUUCAUUCUUUAGAGGAAUUAUUAUUUGAGUGCGAAUUUAACGCACCUUGUGAGAGAGUCCAUGUCAUCCAUCCAGUGAACAACUUUUUUCAGCUCUUUUGCGUGAGGUGAAAAGGGAUUUGCCUCGACAAUCAAUCAAAUGUGGACUGUGAAAGCCUUAACAAGAUGUGAGUAACUGGUUGUCAUGGAGUGAGCGACUUUAUACAGCAUGUGUCCAUACCACAUACCCUCACUCAAGCUUAUGCUCUUGGAGAUGUUGAAAUAUUGAAAUGGUGGGGGGAUCUACAGGUUUCUUUUGUGGAUGCUGGGUUCUUCGGAAAGAUACUUUUAAUCUUUGUGUGCCCUCACCCGUGGUGGAAAAUGGAUGUCUGUGUCUUCUGGAGGUAAUCCCAUGUCGAAAUAGCAUCCUGUUUAGGAGAAAGUGAUGUCAAGUCCUCUGUUUGACCCCUCGCUCUGGACACUUGGAUUACGCUUGGAUUAGCCCAAUCUUUGUGGGUCUUCAAUGUCUGGGAGGAAGGUAACUUUUCCUAAAUUUAAAGUUGUUGAGCACAGACUUGCGGAUUUGGUUUUAUUACCUUUCCAACUCCGUGGAUGUGCUAUCUCCAAAUUACAGAAUAUUCUACGGACGCAAGUAUGAAGCAUUAACUAGUCACAGAAAUCAAAUCUGGCUGUUAAAAAUGUAUCCUAUUCAACAGGUUUCUCCAUGAGACAGAGUUUUUUUAAAUGGAGAAAAAGCCUUGAUUCCAUAAAAUUAUUUUUAAAUGGUGUGUGGCUGCAAAUGUGUUUGUGAGGAUGAAAUGCAAAGAUUGUAAUCGAGUGUUUGCUGUGCUGCUUGUGUUGAUGUCAGAGCAUGCCCGUCUGAAAGUUGCAGGUGUUUGGCACUUAUGUGUUUGGGGCCCCCUGAUGAAUAAAUCUAUAUUUUUGUACUAUGCUGUAAACCUUUGCCAUGAAUAUUGAAUGUUGUUGCAGGUACGAAGGGAUAUGCUCGGUAGGUGUGCUAUGAUUGUAUGGUGUCGGUGCUGGUAGGCAAUGAUAACUUUUACAGUAAGCUUGCCAUGGAUGUUGACUGUCGUUGCAAGGAUAAGGGAUGUUUUUGGUAAACUUGCUAUGAGUGUUGAAUGUUAUUAAUCGUAAUGAUAAAUAAGAAUGGUAUGGGUGCCCUCAUCGUGGAGAGGAUUUGAAUGGAAAAAAAUCAAUCCUUGGCCCAGUACCUUAUAGCAGUGGACAACUGUUUUGUGCCCAGAAUCGCUCAAGAAAGGAAAAUUCAUUAUUUCUGUGUUUUUUUUCUAAACAGCCGAAGUGAUUCGCCUUCCAAUUCUCAUCCAUGUGUAUGGUCUGUAAGCUUAAAGUGGAUGAGCCGUGGUAUAAGAGUGAAGUUUACGAUAGUGGCUGGAGUUUCUGGUGUGACGGUCGUUCUUUUGAUGAAACAAUGACGUGAAGUUUGUGCGGAGGCUGCAGGUUCUGGAAUCUUUCUACACUUGUUGCCCUUUCCCGACCUACUCAACACUGCUGUCCCUCGUCACACGUCGCUGGGCGGUUACUGCCAGUGACUCGGGCGGUUGUGCCGCAGUGCCAUGUGUGACUCGGACGGAAAAAUCAAUGUGUUCUGUUCUUUACAUUUUUUACGUUUUGAUCAUCAUGAGCUGGCCAGUACUAACCCACUCAGGCUUUGUCUAGCCUGUGUUGUUUCAUUGCCUCGGACUGACAGAAUGGGGGCCUGGGGUUAAAAAGUUCCAUUUACAUUCGCUAUUUAAUGGUUUCUGGUAAAGUAUUUUCUCUUAUGAACUGUGCAUACUCAUAAAGUCCAGAAAUUCUAGGUGCAGUUUUAGUAAGUGAAAGGGAACCAAUUGAAUAUAAUCCUUGAUGAGAAAUGACAUUUAAGACGUCUGUUAUGUUCAAAAGUACUUGCCUCCUCUUUAGUUUACAUUUGGUGUGUUAUAAUAGAUUGACUGUACUAGAAGAAUACUAUUUUAUUUAGAAAGAUCCUUUAUCGUGCAAAACAGACUUAUUUUGUAAAUAGAAAUGUGCUAGAAAAUUCCAUCAUGCUUGAGAACAAAGCUAUUACUUUUGUCAUAGUUCUGAGAUGUAGGAGUAAGAAAAGAUUGGUAUUAUUUUGUAAUUGAAACGUUUUGACUGCAGGCCUGCAAACUGUUUAGUGAAAUCUUUAUUCUGAAUCUGAAUUGUCUGUUCUGUCGGUCAUUAGGCAAAUGCUCACUCUUGUCACUCUUUGGUUGGGUCCAGAUAUUGACACAACCUCCCUUGGUUCUCUCCCCUAAGUUCAAGUCCACACAGGCUUUGGGUAAAAGCUGUCCGCCUAUGGCUGUGGUACAGAAUUCAUUCUUGAACAGUAUUGUUUUCUUCUUCAAAUGAAUUUACAGAAAGACCUCGUUUGUUUCUGUGUCUUGUGUGUACAGGAAAAUAAUUUUUCAAAUGCAAACGCAUGUAAGAUGCAAGCUUAUAUUUAUUCAGCAUACUGCAAUAUUUUUGUUGGUUGUGAACAAUUUUGCUGAACUUUAUUGUAACUGGGUGUUGUGUUUGUUCAGUAAGUAUUGGGUUUUUACUGCAUGGUUGUUAUUUAUUUUCAAAAAAGUGUAUACGUAUACUUACUUCUGUUCAGCACUUUUAAAGUGCACUGGUUACGUACUUGAGUUUUCAGUCAAUAUCUGGUCUAUUUUUGGGUUGGACGAAUCAUUAACAAAUUUUUAUAUGAGGUUGUUAAUUGUUGGACACACAUGAAACGAAUAUAUUAUAUAUAUGGUGAAAAAUGGCUGUAUUUGAAACUCUACUUUACAGAUACCUAUAGUCUUGCUAAUAUGGUUAUACUCUGACUCUGUUAGUGUACAGAAAUGUUAGCCAUUUGAUCUGUGCUCACCUCCGUACUCAUGCUCUGAUGCGAUGACUGUGUUUAUGAAGUCUCAUAGGAAGUCUGAGUUGUGCACUCUGAUCCAGGGUGAAGUUUUGUAUAUUUGUUGUGAGGGUAUGUGGCUAUAGAGAAGGGGAAAUUUGGUCUUACAUAGUGCCACCAGUGGGAAUGUGAUGGAAGUCGCUCUUUCUGUAAUGUUGGCUGUAAGUUGUGUGGUAGUAUAAGAAAGCAGUCAUUGUGCAAGUUUAAUCUCUGACAAAAUGUUGAUGAUGUUAGUGAUUAAUGAUUUAUUAAAGUUCAUUUAAUGUACUGCCCAUACCCUUAUGACGCUACGCAUCUUACCAUAUUACACUAAUAUGAGGUGAACUAGCAAGCAUGUAAAUGUUCAGGGCAUCCUUAAGCUCUUGCAAAUUUUAAAGAUUGCUUUUAAAACCUCUUCCAUGCCAUAUUUAUAUUAUAUAAUAUGGAUGUACCUGGUACAUCAUGUAAUUGCACAAUUUUCCACAUCUUGACACACCAUUGAAUUCACAAUGCAUCUUAUUGAAAGGUUAAAGGGUCUCAUAUUACAGGAUUUGUUUCUUGGUGGUACAAGUUUUUAUGUUGCCCUAUGUGUCCAGUAACGGGGUAUGCUGACACUGUUUAUGUAAUCAUUGUAAUGAAAACGGGCAUGCGCUUUAAAAGUUUAGUCUCCCUAGCUUGAAAAAUGUUGGUAUGAACAAUAAAAAUAGAGGCUGAAUGACUGCUCAAGUAACACCUAUAACUUCAUUUACAAGUAGAAAAGGCAUACUUGAGCCUCCAAGAUAAGCAAUUAAACAAAUUUUUUAGGGGUCAUAGAUAAAGUUGAAGUGGAGAUGUGCUGACUGCAGCCGUUGUGUGCUGAGUACAACACGACAGGCAACUUGACUGGCAUUGUGUUCUCUGGCCAGAUCCAACUUUUAAAACAUCUUCAUGUUCUCUUUUCUCAUACUGAUCAUGCUGCUCUCAUGUCUUUUCGCCAUCUGAAGACGACACAUGCCAAAGCAGAUUUUUAAAGAAUCAUUUCAUUAACCUCACAAACCUCACACAAAAUCUUGAGAAAAGGACUGUGACUGAAGGAGGUUCGAACCUCCAGCCUACCUGUGUGUGUGUGUGUGUGUGUGUGUGUGUGUGUGGUCAGGGUGUGCCCUGAUGAUGAUUUGCCUUACAGCAUCUAGCACACGGAGACUCCACAGCAGCACGGGGGGAGAACACAGAGGGAUGAGUCCGCUCCCCCUUCCUUGUAGAGCAUUCCAUGCAUUAUUUAUCAUAUUUUGUAUCAAUUUGUGUCCCCAUCCCAAUUGUUGCCAUCUCAAAACAUCGGCCUUGCGGACAAUUCGCAUACCUUCAAAAUUGGUUUUUCACACUCUGAGUGCUUGUUUCAAAAUUUGGACCUAAACAGAUAGAUCUCCAUAUAUGCGAGUUGAGAAAUUUGUGAAUAGUAUAGUGUUAUGAUUUUAGCAUGCUUGCAGACUUGGCAUGAGUAUUCAAUAGCAAAUAUUUUUUUUUCUCUAUUUAUUCUGGGUAGCUUGUCCUUUUCAAAUUAAUGCCCAAGUAUGUCUACUAUGGACUGUGUACAGUUCUGAUUUACCUGUAACUAUUGUUUAAAUGUACUUUUUGAUUUUGUUUCCUGGUAAUUUGAGGUUUUGUAGAGUAUGUGGGUUGUUUGCAACGCCGAUAAAAUGUUCCGUCUCAAAGAAAGAACCAAGUCAUAUCACGAUAUAGGGAGGGUACCAUCAAAUUCCCCCCAUGCACUUUUGCCAUAUAGCACCCCAAUACAGUUCACAAAACGCCUGACCAGAACCAUGUGUACUGACCAUUGCCUCCAGGGGGCAUAAGUCUGCUAUUGCUUGUUGCCAAGUGACAGCUGAAUGACUUGUGACAAUUGGCGUAUGAUGUGAUGUCUAUUGAAUGACUUGAAGAAUGCACAGGGUAAUCAAAAUGCUUUUUGUGAGGUAAAGUGAGAGAGACUUAAAAUAAGUGAUGUUAUAAUAAUAAAUAUAGGAAUGAGGGGCAUAAGUCUGCUAUUGCUUGUUGCCAAGUGACAGCUGAAUACUUGUGAAAAUUGGCGCAUGAUGUCUAUUGAAUGACUUGAAGAAUGCCCAGGGUAAUCAAAAUGCUUUUGUGAGGUAAAGUGAGAGAGACUUAUAAAGUAAGUGAUGUAAUAUACGAAUGAGAGUGAAUUAAUUGAUAAACUUUGAAUGUUUAUAGGAAAAUAUAAUUAUUAACACAGAUUUUGAAUUUGUUUUCUAAUUUGCAAGGUUUAUGUGCAAGACAGUUUCAUAUAUGAAUGCCUGUGAAAUUAUCUUACGCAAAUUGUAUGUGAAAGGUUUAUACUCUGUGGUCAUUACAUAUUUCUGAACAUUUGAGAUAUCCCUGAAGGAAGAAUCAUUUAUUUAUCUCUUUUGCCUCCUUGCAAGAAAGGUCCUCAGAGAAGCAGACGUUUUUGAGUGUGUAUUAGCUCUGUUUGUUGCCUUGCAAUGUUCAUUGAGAGGGAGGGGAGUCGGGGAUGGCUGAUUGUUUAACCAUUCAAGUCAGCUGAUAAACGAGUCGGGGAUGGCUGAUUGUUUAACCAUUCAAGUCAGCUGAUAAACGAAUCGGGGAUGGCUGAUUGUUUAACCAUUCAAGUCAGCUGAUAAACGAAUCGGGGAUGGCUGAUUGUUUAACCAUUCAAGUCAGCUGAUAAACGAAAGAGAUUAGUUGCCAAGAAUUUUGAAUUUUCUCUCACGCUGUGUUCAUGACGUACUUAACAUAUUUUACAUUGUUCCAAACAUGAAUCAUUAUGAGUCAAGUCUCACCCCAGUCCUCAUGACUUCAGUAUUUCCGUAGUGCCACUUUUCUGGAAGUUUUCACUCCCUGACUUGAACAUAUUUGUGAAUGAAAGUGUACGUCCCUGUUUAUGUACAAUGUGAACAUUUCUUUUCGCGUAAGUUCUCCUAAUUUCUGAAAAUUUUGCAAGAAUGAGAAGAUGUCCAUCAACCAUUUUAUUUCCUGUAUUUAUGUUCAACCCUCAAUGGAGCAUGGUAGUAUUUGUGUUUUUGUACUUGCUUCUUUAUCUGUUUAGUUCCCUGUUUACCUUCAUUAAUAGUGACGUCUUCUUAUGACUAUGGUCAUUAUCAACUCACAAAGUUUGAACGAUGUUUAACUAUCUUGUAGAUUUAUUAUUUUUUUGCAAGGUUGCUUUUUCCCCGUGUCUGAUCUUCGUCUUCAUAAAGUUCUAAUCAACUUUUUAAAGUGUUGUAGUCUCUGCAGAAAUUUUAUAAUGACAGAAUAUUUCGGUGACUCUUGAUGCAAGGUUGUACUGUGCUGCACGUCAAAUCACAAAGUUUGAACGGUGUCCUAUCAUGUGGAGUUUUUGUGCUUUGCAAAGUCGGUUUUUCCUCCCACAUCUUAUCCUUUUGAAGCCUUCAUAAAGUUACGAAUCGACCUCUCAAAGUGUUGUGGUCUUUGCAGCAAUACGAUAAUGGCAGAUGGUUUCGAUGACUCUUGAUGCAAUUGUUAUACUGUGCUGCAAUUCUGGUUGAAAAGGGGGGAGGGGUGUGAAUAGUUCAGCGAAACAAAUAUUAUUUACACCUCCAAUUCUAACAUAACUACGCAGGUCUUUUCCCCGCUGACAACUACAAUACAGGUUUGUCUGUGUGCUAGCUCAGAAAUGUGCCCCAACCCCCUUUUGCUCACUUUGUUUGAUCCUUCGUUAUGGUUAUGUUCAUCAGCCUUAACUGUCAGACCUUGCCGUCAUGCCCACUCCUUACCUCUUAAAAUCCUAUGUGUGCUUACCUUGCCCUGAAUUUUCUUGCCAUGAAAGGCAGAAGCACACCUUUAUGUGAAUCUUUCUAGUUAAGAUAUUCCCUAAAAAAUUUAGCUGAUCAGAGUUGGAAUUGCGUUUCUCUAGUUAGUAUUCAGAUUUAUGUUUGAUUGCUUUUAUUUGUGAAGGUCAAAAGGUCAGCAUGGUAGUAUUGUUCAGUCUGCACCAGCCUUAAUAAUAGCCACUAGUAUUGCCCUAUAUAUACACCAGUUCCUGUCAACAUUUUUAUAGCCAGCGCCUACUUUUGCCACAUUUAAGCGAUUAAAUUUUCGUACCGCCCACCUACAUCCAGCGGGACAUAAAAUAACACCGGUCACUACCUAUAUGAUCCCCACUGCCCACCAAAAUUACCAAAUUGCCCAGUAGUGUGUGUGUGGUACUGCCCAGGUUGGCAAGCACUGCCUUAUAAAGCUCUCUGUGUGUUCUUCCUCUUCUAGUGCACUCUUUACAUUUGUCCUGGUCACAUGGCCUUUGCAUCGACACAUUUCUUGACAACCCUGUGAUGCCUUCCUCAUUGUACAUCAUUAUGAUGUGUGGGUGGGUGGUACUCUGGAGCAAGUUCACCCCCUUCCACAUUGUUUCAAGUGUCACUUAAUAAGUCCUUCUCUGCUUCCUGGUGAAAUGUGGCUGUCAUCUCGCUGACUCGCUGUAAAAGACAGCCUAAAUAAAUGUAUUUUAGAGCCACACAAACACGUACACACAUGCCACCUUGUCCUGUCAGUGUCUUGUCAUAGGCUGGAGUUUGGGGUUGUCCAGUACAUAUCUUGUGAUUAAAUUCUACAGUGCUCCUGCACUAUAUCAUCCCAGUGAAUUUCAAACAGAUUUAUUCGUUAUAUCCUUUUUCUACGUUUUUGAAUUUUUCAAUUGUUGUGUUGUGAAGGACAAGGGUCUGGAAUCUCAUUUCUUUGUAAGUAUUAAGCCCCUUUCCGACUCGUGGGCUUUGCAUCGUGAGCUGUCCCCUACAUUAUGUAUAUCCAUUCGAAACAAAGGGAGCUAUGAUAGUUCAGUUGGUAUAAUGCUUUAACUACAGUGCAAAUGGCCAAGGUUUAAAUUCCAAAUGGAAGUUUUUGGACAGUUUGUGUAGGGAGUUUUUAUUUAUGGUACCAUAAAUUUCAAAAUGGCGGUCAGUGCUGGUUGUGUUUCAUGUAAACAGAAUUGGUACAGAUUUUUUUUGGUGGAAGUUUCUAUUGGGACUUAAGCUCUAGGUUUGGGUAUGUGUAGAGAAAUGGUGUCAGUUGUAGUUGUUUACUGUACAAACCAUGUGCUGUGUUAUGGACUCGAGAGUUGAGAAGUCGUCUUGUCUGAAAGCAACCGUAGAUCCUGAAUCCAUCCAGUGUGUUUAGAAAGUGUGGAAGUCCUCAUUGUUUAGAUGUGGUUCACAAACACGAGUUCUUGAAUCGUAAUAUGUGUCAGUUAAGAUUCUCUGUCAGUCCAAUAAUUGAACCUCUCCAAUUAACUGAAUGUAGUCUUAGAAAUUACGUUGGUUAUGUGGGUUCUGAAAAGCAUGCGUGUUGUGAUUGCAGAACAUUGACCUACAAUGGACUAAAAACACUGACCCAGGGCUUACGUUCUGGUGUGAUAAUGCUUUACUUUUCCUUUCCUUCUACCUCUUGGUGCGGGUGCUUGAUGGCUGCUCCUGUGUUGCCUGCUCCUUGUACUUCUUUUUAUCGUAUUUAUUGUUCUUUUCUAUGCCUGGCAAAAAUGUGUCUGGUGUUGUGCUGAUUGAGAGAAAACAAAAGCUUGGACGAUAUCCCGUUAUAUGUGUAAUGUUGUCCAAAGUGGAGAGGUGGCACAAUGUUACCUUUUGUGUACAGUCAUCAAUUUGUCAUGGCCCCAAGGCCUCAGUUAUCGUUUUAACAUUUGGUUCAGCUAGCCAAAUGACGUUGACUGCACUCUGUUCCCCUGUGGAAUUUGUAGCUUACGUUUUGUAGAAUUGCGUACAAUGCUUCAAUGUUACUACAUUGUCUUGUACGAGUUUUAAAAGAAUAGUCAGUCCCUGUUUCAUUCUGUCCGAAACUGGAUUCAUUAGCUUUUUGCCCUGGGCUGUUGUGUCCUCUUAGUGAAGUUAUCAAGGUUACUGUCACAGGAGAGGAUUUUAAGGCAUGGUGAAAAAGAUUGGUGAAACAGGGACAUGUUCAAGUCCAUGUGUUUACUGUCAGUCGAACUUGGACUCGUUUGUUGUAUAUGAUUUCACAGUGUUAAAUGAUAGCUUUAAUGGAUGACAUUCACAUUAUAAGAGAACAGAGAAGAUGUAUUAAUUUAUUGAAAGCUGUACUCAAGUUUGAAAAUAGUUUGCUGCAAGGUUUGAGGCCAUAUCUCACUUGGUUGGUGUGUUGCGUAAUUCGGCAAACAGCCCUUGGCAGGAAAGAAUAGGAUAAGAUAAUGAUUAGGUGAUUCUGAAGCGUCUGUUGUUGCUCAAUACAUUGUUGAGGGGACUGUAGGCCCCCCCCCCCCCCCCCCAGACCUGACCAUCGACUCGCGAUAUUAUCUCCCUUUGUUACUACCAUGACUUGCUCUCAUGAUAUUACUGUCAGACGGAGAAUUAUGCAACGGUACUGGAGGUGAGCGUUCUUCUAUGAGUUGUGUUGAUUUUGACUCUCAGAUGUGUGUAUGAAUGUAAAAAUGAUUCACAUACUGUAGUAAUUCCAGAACCAUGCUUUUAGACAUGAAGUCUUUUAUUUUUAUUUUAGAAUUUUAAUCAUGAGCUUCUUGUAAAGUGCAUCAUCAUCAUUUUGCCUCCUCCAUUGUGAUUAGUUAUCUCAUGAGUACUAACAGUGCUGACAUUGUGCUUGUUUGAGUUUUGCUUAAUCUCCUCAAUCAACUGAGAUUUACUUUGUGAAUUUAACAUUUUGUGUUCAUGACUGUCUUCAUCCUAUUUUAAUUUUAUUUAUAAGAGAUUUGGUUGUUGGGCGAAAAGCCUGUCUGUGUUUCCUUAUGCAAAGUUUAGCAUUACCCUUCCCAUCUGGUUGCACAUCGUAGGUUCGAGGCUGCAAUCAAAUCUCAUCAUGACAACCUCUUUGCCGAUAUAUCUCUACUCUACAGGCAAUGGGUUUAUUCUUUGUUUCUUCUCCGUCUUCAAAGAGAAGGUUUGUUGGUCAGUCGCAUGUCAUUUUUUCUGGUCUGCUGUAUCUUACAGGAUUAAAUUAGUUAUUGUUGUUUGGACUUGUUUCCGGCCAAAAUAGUCAUAUCUCUGGUUAUGAAAUGCACCAAAAAAGUCAAUCAAAUGAAAAAAUUUCGAUACAUGGUUUUUAUUUUAUAUUUAUGGUCUGUUUCCGCUACAUUUAAUUGAAAACAUAAAUUUCUCUGUUUAAAAGUAUUGAUAAUGUGCUAAAUUUGAUGUCAUCUUAGGCACAAGAAUUUUCAUAAGGUUUCGUUUUGCUGUUAAUUCAAGUUUUACCUUGGUUACUUGAA